Molecule: messenger RNA, 5786 nt
Organism: Ctenopharyngodon idella (grass carp)
Lineage: Eukaryota; Metazoa; Chordata; Actinopteri; Cypriniformes; Xenocyprididae
Gene: eps15l1a
Product: epidermal growth factor receptor pathway substrate 15-like 1a
Exons: 25
Coding region: 63-2804 (913 amino acids)
Biological process (GO): endosomal transport; endocytosis
Cellular component (GO): clathrin coat of coated pit; cytoplasm; plasma membrane
Molecular function (GO): cadherin binding; calcium ion binding
Source: RefSeq, a predicted model, not a curated record
UUCCGCUCCUCUUCAGCCCCCCUCAUUCCCUCACCCGCUGUUUCCGCAGCAACAGGGAAAAGAUGGCAGCCCUCGCGACCCUCACUCAGCUGUCAAGCGGGAACCCUGUAUAUGAGAACUUUUACAGACAGGUCGACCCAGGAAACACCGGGAGGGUUGGACCUACAGAGGCUGCCUUGUUCUUGAAGAAAUCAGGCCUGCCAGACAUCACAUUAGGAAAGAUCUGGGAUUUAGCUGAUCCAGAUGGCAAAGGUUUCUUGGAUAAACAGGGAUUUUACGUUGCUCUGCGACUUGUGGCCUGCGCGCAGAGUGGGCAUGACAUCAGCCUUUCCAGUAUAAACCUCCCCGUUCCACCUCCAAAAUUUAAGGACCACAGCAGCCCGUCACUGAGUUCUGUGACGUCAACCAGUGAGAGCCACUGGGCAGUGCGGCCUGAAGAGAAGAGCAAAUUUGAUGGUAUUUUUGAAAGUCUUGCCCCAGUGAAUGGAUUACUGUCCGGUGAGAAGGUCAGACCAGUACUAAUAAACUCCAAACUUCCUGUGGAUGUUCUUGGAAAGGUGUGGGAUUUGAGUGACAUAGACAAAGACGGACACUUGGACAAAGAUGAGUUUGCAGUGGCUAUGCAUCUGGUGUACCGUGCCCUGGAGAAGGAGCCUGUGCCCUCUGUCCUGCCCUCCUCUCUCAUCCCUCCAUCUAAAAGGAAGAAGUCCUCAGGGUCUCUGUCCAACAUGGUGCCAGUGUUACCAGGCAGCCCACCGCCACCUAAAGACAGUCUGCGUUCGACCCCCUCUCACGGCAGCAUGAACUCUCUCAACAGCGCUGGGAGUUUGUCCCCAAAACACACCCUCAAAUCCUCACAGCAUUCGGUAAACUGGGUGGUACCAGUUGCAGACAGAGGGCGCUAUGAUGACAUCUUCCUCAAAACAGACACUGAUCUCGACGGCUUCGUCAGCGGCCAUGAAGUUAAAGAUAUCUUCAUGCAGUCCGGCCUUCCUCAAAACCUCCUGGCACAUAUUUGGUCUUUGGCAGACACCAGGCAAAUGGGCAAACUCACACGUGAGCAGUUCUCCUUGGCCAUGCAUCUCAUUCAGCAGAAAGUGAGCAAAGGCUUGGACCCUCCACAAACUCUGACUCCAGACAUGAUCCCACCGUCUGAACGCAGCACACCGGGACCUAGUCUGUCAGGAUAUAUGACACCAGUGGGCUCUGAGAUGGCCGCACUGAGCGAGAUGCGCCGGGACAGCUCCAGCUCCGUGGGUUCAGGCGAGUUCACCGGGAUUAAAGAACUGGACGAUAUAAGUCAGGAGAUCGCACAGCUGCAGAGAGAGAAAUACACUUUGGAACAAGACAUCAGAGAAACAGAGGAGGCCAUCAGACACAAAACCACAGAGGUUCAGGAAAUGCAGAACGAUCUGGACCGAGAGACAUCCAGCCUCCAGGAGCUUGAGGCCCAGAAGCAGGAUGCUCAGGACCGGCUGGAGGAGAUGGACCAGCAGAAGGCGAAGCUUGAAGACAUGCUUAAUGACGUACGGCAGAAGUGCCAGGAAGAAUCACAAAUGAUCUCAUCCCUGCAGACCCAGAUCCACUCGCAGGAGUCGGACCUGCAGAGCCAAGAGGAAGAGCUGGGCCGGGCCAAGGCUGACCUGAACCGCCUGCAGCAGGAGGAAGCGCAGCUAGAGCAGAGUCUACAAGCUGGCAGGAUUCAGCUAGAAACUAUCAUAAAGUCACUCAAAGCCACACAGGACGAGAUCAACCAGGCACGAAGCAAACUCUCACAGAUCCAGGACAGCCAACAUGAGAUCAGUAAGAGCAUUGAGCAGUAUAGCAGCACUCUGAACGGGACCCAUGGGGGCAGCAUGACCAACCUGGCAGACAUGAGCGAAGGCUUCCCAGAGAAGGAGAACGGAGGUUUCGGGGCCAUGGAGGACCCUUUCAAAGUGAAGACCACUGUGUUUAACAGCGCCCCUCAGGAGAUGCACACGGACCCCUUCCAGUCUGAAGACCCAUUUAAAACAGACCCAUUCAAAGGUGAUCCGUUCCAGAAUGACCCAUUCUCAAAGCAGACCUCCACGGUUGCAGAUCCUUUCGGUGGAGACCCUUUCAAAGAAACCGAUCCGUUUAGGACCUCUUCUGAAGAUUUUUUCAAGAAACCUUCAAAGCCGGACCCCUUCAGCAAUGCUGAUCCUUUUAGCAAAAGUGCCACUCUUCCCUCAAAGAGUCAUCAUUUCUCUAGUAAUGACCCCUUCAGCUCUACAAGCCCCAAACCAAAAGGCCAAGAUUUCUUCGGUACUUUGGACCCGUUUGGGAGCAGUUCAUUCGGCAGCAAUAGCGGAUUUGCAGACUUCAGCCAAAUGUCGAAGGGCUUUGUAGAUGACCCGUUCAGCCGAAAACAAGACAUGCCCGCUCUCCCCCCCAAGAAAAGUGUACCACCACGGCCCAAACCACCCAGCGGUAAAAGCACUCCUGUAAACGUGCCGGGAUCCGCUGAUUCAGCCAAGACGAGCGAUCCCUUCCAGCCCUUCAGUGCUGACCCCGGCGAUCCGUUUCAGAGUAAAAAGGGGGUGGGAGACCCGUUUAGUGGCAAAGACCCGUUUGCUCCAUCUGCCUCAAGUAAAGCCUCUAAAGACUCUUCAUUGGGUUUUGCUGACUUCAGCUCUUUUGGUAAUGAAGCCCAGCAGAUGGAGUGGGCGAAGCGGGAAAGCGAGAGAGCGGAACGGGAGCGGCUGAAGAGACUGCGCCAGCAGGAACAGGAAGACCUAGAGCUGGCCAUCGCUCUCAGCAAGGCCGAGAUGUCCAAUGCCUGACCACCAUCCCCUCUGAUCCACCCUUCUGUACACUACAGCGACGAUUGUGUGUGUGUACAUGAUGGACUGAGAUAAAAUACAUGCAAGUGGGACACAGUCCCUGACAGUUCAACCUCUAUCCUUUUGUGUUCAUGCAGGAGGGCGGCCUAUGGUUUGUGAAUCAGCUAACUCACUCUACAUGCACUGCAUUAACCUCUCAGAUGGAGUAUAUAGUUUAUUUAAAGUGUAUUAGUAUGUGUGUGUGUGUGUGUGUGUGUGAGAAUGUGCAUCAAAAGAGCCAUGGACAUUUGAAGACCAUUAUUGGUCUCUGCAGAUCAAUAUCUCCACUGGUGGGGAAAAAAGGGACUGAGAAACCACUAAGAAAGUUGCUUUUGCGGUUUGAUCCUGGGUCGAACCAGAAACUUGAAUUACCGACGCUACACUCCCUCCCUACGAGCCCUUGAGCAAGGCACUUAAUUCCAGGUUUCUUCCUGAAUUCAGUCGCUGUAAGCGUACUGUAAGUCGAUUUGGAUAAAGAGCAUCUGCUAAAUGAUAACUUACUGGCUCUGGCUGUAGUCAGUAUAGUACACACUGGAAUUACAGCAGCGCCUGCAGACUAAACGUCUGUAAGGAGCUCUUGACGUGACGGAAAGCUGAACGAAAGACAGUGAUUCUGUAAGUGUCGUUUAAGAGAGCUGAUUGAUUCAUAACUGAACUUGUUUUCUUUCACAGUACUGUUCAGAGGAGAAGGAUCAGCAAAGCUUCUACAACUGCACUGAUUUUUUUUGUUUUCUUUUUUUCCCAAUUUUUAUUUUACCAUGUUAAAAGAUUUAGCUGGUUAACACCGCUGCAGGACUCGACAGUAAGGUUUUUUUGGGCCCCACUACAAAAGUUUUUUUUUUUUUUAUUUAUCUAGAAAUAUUUGAUUUUUUUUUUUUUUUUUUUUUUUUUUAAUCAAAUGUUACAUUCUCUUUAAAAUAAACUAUAUUUUUGUCUUUACAAAAUGAAAAUUUACAAACAUUUUGUAAAUUUUCUUUUUGUAUUUUUUUAUUUUUUUUUAAAUCCAUCUAUCCGUCUAUCGUUUUUACAUUCUAUCUAUUGUUAUUUCAUACUAUCAUUCUGUCGCUCUAUUGAUCUAUUUUUCUAUCUGUCGUUUUACCUAAAUGUAUGUACAAGAUCAACAAGUCUAAGAUUUUCAGUGAAAAGGACUGUGCAAGUGACUUGUCAACUGGCCUGAAACUCUUUCACACAUGCCAACUAUAGAGCCAACCUUAUUGUUGAGUUCUGCACUAUGGUGUAAUAUUUUGUUGUAUAAAAAAAACAAAUGCCUCCAUGAGGGAACUGAUAAAGUAUUUUGCUGUUUAGAUUUUUGUCGUUUUCAAUUCGUUACUAAUUUUGUAAUAUAGUAAUAUAGUUUUUGCUUGAACCCGUAAACAGGCCCGUAUGGAAUGUGAGAGACUUGUCGCGUUUUUUUUUUUUUUUUUUUUUUUUUUUUUUAAAACAGUGUCAGGAUUACUAAACACCUUUUGAUAGCUGAAAGCACAAUCAAAUUAGCCAAAAUCAAUGAAUGCGACGAUGUGAACUUUGUGAAUUCAGGCGCAGUAGAAUCUUUAAAAAACAACAACUGGCAAUUGCUGUUGUCGUUUACUGUUUGCUUUGUCCUAACUUGAACGUUUUGGUGAUGGUACUUCCUGGCACGUUUCAAACCUGUGUUUUUUUUGUUUUGUUUUUUUGUUUUUUUUUAAGAUUGAAAUAUCGUACAACUUUUUUCUUUAAACAUUCAAUCUGCUGGUCUUUAACGGUAGACUCUUUAACUGGUACUAUUAACACGUUUUAUCCAUGAAUGAUCUGUAUUCACUCAUCCAACCUUGGAUCAUUGAAAUAGCUGUUUCUUCCUCACUUCGGUUUGGAAUAACUCUUGAAUCUAUAAUGUGGUGUGUCAUUACAGGUAAAAUCUUUAUGCGUAAUGAUUGAUGCUCAUUUGCAAAAUUGUGGACACAAACUGUGACAUAUCCUAGUACACUGCUAACUUUCAGCUACGUUAUCUUUCUGUCACUUUUUUUUUUUUUUUUUAGUUCUGCUUUUUUUUUUCUUGACUCUCAAUUAGCUUGUGUUUUUUUUGACCGCAAGUAGCUGCUCGACACUCCUCGGUCACGUUAGUGUCACACUAAACAGUGUUACUUUGUCUUAUUUAAAAUGCAUAAAAUAUAUUAGAUGGAGCCUAGCUCAUAAUGAAACUUGUGCGAUGGUUCUUGAACCUUAAUUUAUCUGAUUACAGUACUACACUAAUCUUUAGUCAGUUGCACGUUUUUAACAAAACCGUACGUCUUCAGGACUGGAAUCGAAAGCUGUUGUGUCCCAGACACAGAUAACGCCAGAUUUUGGCCUAUGAAGGGUUUUGUAGGCCAAGAGUGGGUUAUUCAUGUACAGGGGGCUUUGGUCCCGGCUUUCUGCUUUUUACUGUUACAAAAAUAACAGAACCAUUCAAACUAAAAAACAAACCGCAAACAUUUUGUUAGCGCUCCUUUUAUGCUGUAUUUGUCCUCUAUACCUCCAUUGUGCAAUAGUUUGUAUAUUUUAUUUGUUGUAAUACCUGUAAAUUCAUUUAAUGUUUUCAUAUCCUGUUUUAUUAUCCAUGUUUUGUUUUGUUUUUUAAUGAUGAAAGUGAAUAUUUUUUUAGUUACUGUCAUAAUUUUGGGCAUAUGUCCCAUAAAACUCGAGCUGAAUGCAUUCCUUUUUGGCCUGCCUUUAACCCUCGCCUGUGUAGAUAAGACCGAUAUUAACUCGAUAGAGAAAUGCAUAAGAGUAUACAUAAACCAUGUAUAUUAUGUGUUAUAUUUGUCCUAUGAAACAUGAGUAACUGCACAUGUGUAACUCGAAACAUUUUAAGGAUUUCAGACUGCAUUGAUAGUGAUUAGUGAUGCUUGGAUUCCUUUGGAAAUGUUCAUGCUCCGUAUGUUGUCCCUUGAUUUCACAGAAUAAACAAAAGAUAACAUUUCUGAA